GUUAUCUGUAUCUAUGAGGUUUUGUAUAACUGUAUCUAUGAGGUUUUGUAUAACUGUAUCUAUGAGGUUCUGUAUGACUGUAUCUAUGAGGUUCUGUAUAACUGUAUCUAUGAGGUUCUGUAUAACUGUAUCUAUGAGGUUUUGUAUAAUUGUAUCUAUGAGGUUUUGUAUAACUGUAUCUAUGAGGUUCUGUAUGACUGUAUCUAUGAGGUUCUAUAUGACUGUAUCUAUGAGGUUCUAUAUGACUGUAUCUAUGAGGUUCUAUAUGACUGUAUCUAUGAGGUUCUGUAUAACUGUAUCUAUGAGGUUUUGUAUAACUGUAUCUAUGAGGUUUUGUAUAACUGUAUCUAUGAGGUUCUGUAUAACUGUAUCUAUGAGGUUUUGUAUAACUGUAUCUAUGAGGUUCUGUAUAACUGUAUCUAUGAGGUUUUGUAUAACUGUAUCUAUGAGGUUCUGUCUAUGA
Messenger RNA from Candidula unifasciata, 463 nucleotides. The record is from the annotation of a GenBank genome assembly. NCBI's taxonomy places the organism in Eukaryota, Metazoa, Mollusca, Gastropoda, Stylommatophora, Geomitridae.